AUCAGAGAGUGUUUAAACUUUAUACGAGGCGAGUGAAAACAAAAUAAUUUUAUAAAAAUGUAUUCAGAAGAAGCAACAGCAUUGGUUAUAGACGUUGGGUCUGGAAUGUGUAAAGCUGGAUUUGGUGGAGAAGAUGCACCAAGAGCCGUUUUUCCUUCAAUAAUUGGACGUUCUCGAUUCGCUAAUAUUAUGAUUGGUAUGGGUCAAAAGGAAUCGUAUAUCGGUGAUGAAGCUCAAUCUAAGAGAGGUGUCCUUACCCUCAAAUAUCCAAUUGAACACGGUAUCGUUACCAACUGGGAUGAUAUGGAAAAAAUCUGGCAUCAUACCUUCUACAAUGAAUUGAGAGUCGCCCCUGAAGAGCACCCAGUCUUGCUAACUGAAGCCCCUCUUAACCCCAAGGCUAACAGAGAAAAGAUGACCCAAAUCAUGUUUGAAACCUUCAAUGUUCCAGCUAUGUAUGUUUCUGUCCAAGCCGUUCUUUCCCUCUAUUCUUCGGGAAGAACCACCGGUAUCGUUCUUGAUUCUGGUGAUGGUGUUACACACACAGUCCCCAUAUAUGAAGGAUACUCAAUUGCACAUGCUAUUUCGCGUCUUGAUUUGGCUGGCAGAGACCUUACCGAUUAUUUGAUGAAAAUCCUUACCGAGAGAGGCUAUAGCUUCAAUGGGUCUGCCGCUAGAGAAAUCGUUAGAGAUAUCAAGGAAAAACUUUGCUAUGCUGCCCUUGACUUUGACAAAGAAAUGGAAAAAUCAGUAGAGUCUUCUUCCAUUGAAAAAUCGUACGAAUUGCCUGAUGGUCAAGUAAUCACCAUUGGUAAUGAAAGAUUCCGUUGUCCUGAGGCCCUUUUCCAACCAAGCUUCUUGGGUAUGGAAUCUGCUGGUAUACAUGAAAUUGUCUAUGAUUCUAUUAUGAAGUGCGAUGUUGAUAUAAGAAGAGAUUUGUUUAAUAGCAUGGUCUUAUCAGGAGGAACUACUAUGUAUGCGGGUAUCGCAGAGAGAGUGAGAAAGGAAAUUGCAGCCUUAGCACCAAGCACAAAUAGAAUUAAAGUCAUCGCACCUCCAGAAAGAAAGUAUUCAGUUUGGAUUGGCGGUUCUAUUCUCUCAGAGCUGUCAACUUUCCAACAAAUGUGGGUAAACUCGUCAGAAUAUAAUGAAUUUGGAUCUGCAAUAAUUCACAGGAAAUGCUUUUAAAUUUCUAAUUGGUUGCUGUCAUAUUCAAAAAAGAAAACAUUUGAUCAUUUUACUCAUAUUUUUGUAUGAAGAUAUUUGUGAAUAUGCCAAAUAACUAAUAUUUUACCUCAAUCAUUUAUAUAGAUAUGAUUAUGAACGUAAUAAAUUUAUCAUUUGAACAUUGGUACUGUAUAUCGCAACAGCA
Molecule: messenger RNA, 1372 nt
Organism: Dimorphilus gyrociliatus
Lineage: Eukaryota; Metazoa; Annelida; Polychaeta; Dinophilidae
Source: the annotation of a GenBank genome assembly